GCCGAGACCGCCUCCUAAAGAGAAACGUUCCCCACUCUUUUGGGCAACCUCGACUGAUCCUCGCGGUAUUUCAGUUCGGCUCUCUGUCCGGACCCUUGCGGGUGUGACGAGAGGAAGAAUGACUGAUCUCUCCUCCGUUCUUGAUCCGGAACUAGUUAUCCUGAAAUCCCGGAAGAGGUAGUUCGCGCGCGAGAAGUGUGUUCGCUCCCCCGAAGUGGAAAACGGGAAGGCGCGUGUGAGGAGGAGAGGUAAUUUAGAUGCUCUUUAAGUCUUUGGUUAUGGAAUACUUGGCUCAUCCUGGUACAUUAAGCCUGGCUGCUGGAGUUGCUUGUGGCAUGUGCCUUGGUUGGGGCCUCCGGGUACGCUUUGGGAUGCUAUCCAAAAACUCAACGAGUGAAACAGAGAAAGGGACCGAAACUGAAGCAAGCAUCUUGGGAGAGAGUGGGGAGUACAAAAUGAUUCUUGUGGUUCGAAAUGACUUAAAGAUGGGAAAAGGAAAAGUUGCUGCCCAGUGUUCUCAUGCUGCUGUUUCUGCCUACAAGCAAGUUCAAAGGAGAAACCCUGAAGUGCUCAAACAGUGGGAAUUCUGUGGCCAGCCCAAAGUGGUAGUCAAAGCCCCUGAUGAAGAAACCCUGAUUGAAUUAUUGACCCAUGCAAAAAUGCUGGGACUGACUGUAAGUUUAAUCCAAGAUGCUGGACGUACUCAGAUUGAACCAGGCUCCCGAACUGUCCUGGGGAUUGGGCCAGGACCAGCAGACUUAAUUGACAAAGUUACUGGUCACCUAAAACUUUACUAGAUGGGCUUUUGCAUGAUCCUAUCAAGAGUUUUGGAAACCUGUCAAAUUCUAACAUUAAAAGCUCAUUUCUUUCCCCAAUUUAAAUAUUCUUGAAAUGAAAAUAAAAUUUAUUCUUGUGUUUUUCUGUCAA
Sciurus carolinensis (gray squirrel) is the source of this 927-nucleotide messenger RNA. It is a transcript of the gene Ptrh2, whose product is annotated as peptidyl-tRNA hydrolase 2. Gene Ontology annotation, cellular component: cytosol; mitochondrion. The coding region runs from base 258 to 797 and encodes 179 amino acids. The transcript is spliced from 2 exons. Gene Ontology annotation, molecular function: peptidyl-tRNA hydrolase activity. Gene Ontology annotation, biological process: positive regulation of anoikis; negative regulation of anoikis. NCBI's taxonomy places the organism in Eukaryota, Metazoa, Chordata, Mammalia, Rodentia, Sciuridae. The record is from RefSeq and is a predicted model, not a curated record.